Messenger RNA from Durotheca rogersii, 9392 nucleotides. RefSeq lists its product as uncharacterized. The record is from RefSeq and is a predicted model, not a curated record. NCBI's taxonomy places the organism in Eukaryota, Fungi, Ascomycota, Sordariomycetes, Xylariales, Xylariaceae. Gene Ontology annotation, molecular function: protein binding; protein serine/threonine kinase activity. The coding region runs from base 415 to 9210 and encodes 2931 amino acids. The transcript has 8 exons. Gene Ontology annotation, biological process: DNA repair.
ACACUAUGCAGGUCAUAGGCAGGUCGCUCACGACCGCGAGGCAGAAGCUCACGCCAAUGCGCGUAAGCCUGGGAGAAAACAACCCCCAAAUGAAAAAGAAGACAAGCCACCGAGGACAGGAGAGACCGGCUGCCUAGGAAACGGACCGAUCUCGCCGUUCCCAGCACCAACGGUUCCUACUCUACGGUAGGUACUUGCUUGUGGCAUGCGCUUGAGGCAUAGUAUAUAUAGCCUUAUAGCCAGGCCGAAGUCCAUCGCGAUGGGGGACCGUUCACGCCCACGACGGAGAUAAGCCCACCCUUCAACCACGUCGAAACCCCUGAGAGAGCAAUAUCAUGAGUAGUUCUGAACCUUUAUAUAUCCCACUCGUCCUCGUGGCCACACCACAUCGGAUAUCUACAUUAACAUAGCAAGAUGCCGCCUCGGUCUAAGGCUCGGCACAUCACCCUGGACGGUGCUCGAGUUGCUAUUGAAAGCAAUUCCAGCACCAGCCGUUCUUCUGGUUUAGAUGACCUGAUCCAUAUAUUCAAGGAACAGGGGAAAGUACCGAAUUUGUCUGCGCUCGACGACAAGAACUACCACGUAAUAUUCGAGUCGCUGUUCCGGUGUGUGGUCUCUGAGAAGAAGGCUUACUACGGAAGUAAGACUACUGCUGCCAGCAGACUCACCAAGUGCGCCGAGGCGCUCCGUCUGGGCGUCGAACUGAGCGCCCAUGCGAUCAAGAAGAAGACGGUCCUUGCCAUCGUCGACCACAUUACCCAGACCUUGCCACAUCCCGAGGACGAUCUAGUCCCGCCGCUUGUUCAGGAUUACAUUAAAGCGCUGUCUGCUCUACUGAACCCUCCCGCCAAUGUGGAACUCCUCGCUACGAACGAGGGCCAGGGCUGGUUCACAUGCGUUGAUUUCGCCGUUAACGCCUUGGCCCUGUACCUAGCCGCUACCGACAGAGAUCCGAGCCUAUCACGAGCAUCGCCGGCGCCCGGGACGGCGCAGUCGUCGUCUUUAACCCGCUCCGCCCCUAGAUCCACAACCACAUCUCAGCGCUCCGCCCGGGUUUCGCGUAGCCACCUACCGGACCUUUUGCAAUGUCUCCUCCACCUCGCCUCUACUCCCACGGCGCCCCUCUUGGAGCGCUCGAGGGAGAUGUCCUCCGUGGUCAUCCAAAUCCUUCAACUCCGCUCUCUAGGAAUAAGCCAGCUGCAUCAGCUGGCAUUCGCUUUGAUCAACAAGCUGUUUGUAGCCGCGCAAACAGACGAUUCUAGCCACGCCAGCUCUUUGGCUCUGGACACACUCCCGUUGGUGGGCCAGUGGUGGCAGACGAAGACCACGUCUGCGCACGAUGCACUUUUGAAUGGCGUUCGAAUCGAGAUGCUAAAGCUUCUCUUCAACCUCUAUCUGCAGCUUGAGUUCUUGGUCAAGCGGGGCGAUAAACCUUCACUCCUCGGCGACAUAGAGAACCUCGCAGAAUUAUUCUGGGGCGAAUAUUCGAGGCGAGAAGAACGCUCCCAGCUUCAACAGGACGACUUGUCCUAUUCCGUCGCAGUGCGUGGUGGCGCGAUUUUUCAAGUCCAGUCGUUUUCUUUGCGGCCAUUCAAUGUCGAGGGGGAGAAACAGUGGGCGGUGGUGCACAUCCUAGCCCUUCUCGAGUGUUUGAUAUGGAAAUGCUCUCGGGCAUCGCACACACUCUCUGCUAACGACGAGCAGCCGCGCAAGAAGCAACGGACGGCGAUGGGUUUCAGCCGGCUUCGCCAGAAGCUACGCUCUCCUGAUCAUUCCAUACAAUAUACAGCUUUGCAAAUUGUGCCCUUUUUCGUCUCCAAUCUCAAAGUCGAUAUCGAUGAGAUGUCGGAACUCGUGUCCUUCUUAGCAAGCCAAGUUACGAGUAAAAACAGCAAGGUCUCUACGUGGGCUAUGAUCGCGUGUACAAGUCUGACACCCCAGGCCAGUGCCGCCGACGGCACUCUGACCACGCUCUGGAAGCAAGUAUGGCAGAUCGCUGUUCGAUCUGUUAGCAUGACUGCAAAUUGCCGUGCUUCGAGCAUCCUGCUACAUUCGAUCAUCACUCAUGAACUAGUGUCAUAUCGCGACAUCGCCGACGAUAUUAAUAGUAUAAUUACAACUGCCGACGUGAACGGUCCAGCUGUUGUAGUAGACUCUUCUCUCACGCUCAUGACAACGCUUCUUAACCUUCGAAACGUCCAGCUUCCGAGCGCCAGUUACGCGACUUGUAAUAGCGUAGUCCGCUGGAUGUUUUUCAGAUGGGAUCCUGCCGAUACCAUUUUCAUAUCAUCAUAUUCUAGCCACGUCAUACCGUUAGAUGUUGCUAACCUAAUGCAGUCCGCUUGUGGUGACCAGAAUUUGGUGCUCUCUCGGCCCUCUCAGACGAUCUCUGGAGCAAUCGGGGAGACGCUGAGCCUGCUCCGAGAUCGCGAGAGCCUCACCAGGUAUCUACUGCUGUUGGACCCUGCUACGCCUGGAUCCCCCGAAGAUCCGGAGCCACAGCGUAUACCCGUGGCUGCGACCACGCAACUAAGCGAUACCACUAAUGCUCACGUCACGAAGAAGCUCAUCACAGAACUUCUGUCUCCGAAGCUUGAAGAACUGGGAACCCUCUGUGAGACUUGGGAUAAGCAGGCGGAUGGCUUUACCCAGAUCACGCCCGAAAAACUUAAGAGUGUCAUUUCAACCUUAAUCAUCAGUGCCCUUAUUCUUCCCAUUUUAAUCGAGGUCAACUCGAGACAGCUACAAGAGGUCGAGCAUUCCUUGUUUGCAGUACUCCGGAUUGCCCUCGCUGCUGUAUCCCGCUCGCCCGAGAGUCAAACACUCUACAAUUACCUUUUCAUGUCAGUUCGGCCUUACAUGCCAGCAUUGUCGAAUGCCGAGUUGAGCAAGUUGACGAAAGAAUGGCUUUAUCUUCACCAAUUAUUCCACGAAUUGUCCGACGCCUUCCGAAAACGAGACAGGAAUCAACCAUCUAACGAUGAUGUCGACUUGAUGGAUCUUGACGACGAAUUCGAGAAGGAGCGGUGGUCGAAGGCGUCGACAAGCCCCCUCGAAAUAUCUCGACACGAGUCCUCUAUCGUCCUACAAGCAGCAACCUUCCACGCCGACACCAUCCAAAGGUUGUGCCUCUUUGAUAUUUUGUAUGAAGACAACGGCCAGAUCGGCCUCGUACCCGCACUGUUUCUUGACGGUUUCUUAGAGCUGCCCGAUACGGAGUUGCUCUCGUGCCGAUGUUUAACUCGAGAAUUGCUCGAGAACGACCUCAUCAUCAACCCCGACGACGCCCAUAGAUUGAUAAACAGAAUGGGCAAGUUGAUAGGCAGUGCGGAGUUUUCCCGCUGUGAGGUCGCCUUGAAUAUCUGCCUCGACGUGAUGGAAGGCCUCAUGCCGAUAUGGUCUGAUAGUGACGGCGAAAUAUCUUCGCAUGCGGGCGACCUAUACUAUCACUUUCUCAAUUCGGGACUCUCGAGCAAUAUCCUCUCUCCAAGCGUCCAGAUGUCGCUGGCCCGGCUUCUCCUCCGUCUAACUCAAGUUAACGAGAAAUACCCGAAGUCGAUCAAGAUGCCUCAUCCAAGCACAUCUCUAUUUAGCAUUCUUGAAACCGCGUCGAUACCUGUCAAAUUCUACAUUGGGGCACGUUUGCCAGCCUUGUUCGGUCGAUAUAUCUUAAAAGCGCACGACGAAGUUUUGGUUGACGUUUUAAAAGUCCUUCCCAGCAAUACUGAUUUCCCUGAGGGCAUCGCCCUGCGGCUUUUCGUGCUCGCCGAAUUAGCACGGGAAUGGCCUACCCUUUUACGGCGUGCUAUCUACCAUAUAUUCGAGAUCCCCGGGAAUAUUGCGAGUUCGAAAAAUCACGCUGCGCGUUGUCUUGAUAACAUAUCCGCUUCCCUACACCUAGACAACGCGCAGCAGCUCUUCGACCUGUUUGCCCCCCAGUUGCUUUACACCUGGCUCGAAGGAAACAGUAUUGAAGACAUCCCAUUCGAGAUCUUUGGCUUCUCCACUCUCAAGGGGCUGCUUCAACGAGCGCAGUCUGAAGUAGUAGCUCUGAUGGUGAUGCGUGGACAAGAUACAGCCGUGGAAAAUCUCGCAGUGACGCUCGGGUGUAGCCUCGCAGAGCUUAUCCGGCGCAAUUUCUCCAAGACCAUAGCAUACAGCAUGGCUCAUGACAUUAGCAUGCCUAAGGCGUCACAGUCGAGCGGUGAGAGUAGACUACGCAAGAUCCUUACCCGAGAAGCUUUCCUUGAAGCCAUAUAUAUACACUUCGCCGAUAUCCUUGGCAUAUUCUUCAGCCUCAUCGACCAAGAGAACCCGAUCGAGAAAUCAUGGGCCAAGGAUCAAGAUUUUACAUACGCCGCCGAGGCGAUGGCGGCGAUAAAGAAAUGCGGGCAUUCUGAAAUCGUCCUGUCACCGAAUCAACAACCCAUGUUCCGCGCCAGGUAUCUAACCAGGGAGAUAUCAUUAUUGUGCAGCCGAACAGAGUACGAUAUUUCCGCGCUAUGGACGCCUACAUUGGUAGUUAGCGUCGCCAGGAGGCUUCUCAACGGAAUUCAUGUAGCGUUAGGACCUCUACACACGUGUUCCGUCCUCCGGAAGGUCCGGGUGCUCAUCUGCCUAGCCGGCCGGGAUGCUUUGCAAUCAUACCCGUUGGAGAUGCUGCUGCAAUCUAUACGCCCUCUCAUCGUCGAUACCGAAUGCGCAGACGACGCGCUCGGGGUCAGCCAGUAUCUGUUGGAGAGGGGCUCGGAAUCCCUGUCGCAAUCGCCCUCAUUCCUCUCGGGAUACGCCCUGUCUACUCUUGCCUCCCUCCGCAUAUUCUUGGAAACUAGCCAAUCCAGUACGACGCAGGAAAGCCAGUUCAAGGCUACAAUGAGCAAAGCCCAAAGAUUCCAUUCCUGGUUCACCAAAUACCUUGACGGUUAUAGGUCGUCUCUGCUCCAAGACGGCCAACAACGAAGUGCUUUCGAAGCGAUUACGCUGUCUGCCGCCCACAUUCGAUCGUCGGGAAAUGCGGAGCGAGGCACACAUGAGAGUAGGCUGUUGCUAGAAAUCCUUCAAGAUGGGUUGCAUGGACCCCCGUUGUUGAAUGAGCCCUCACGCAAACUGGCGCUGGAGAUGCUGUGUGGCCACUUCACAGUCCCGACUUCGCCCAGCACAGACGUGAUCUGUUCUGAUGAAGAGGCGCAGGCUUGGGUGUCUGUUGUCUGGAAGAGCUGUCAGACACAGACGCUGAGCAAUGAAUACCUUGCCUGGGCGGGUCGAGUCGUUGGCAGAGGGUUUGCCGCGUCUGGCCACGUUGACCAGGACUUGCUACAAGAAUCCGAACUGUCACAAUACUGUGAUAUGCCUAUAGACGCUUCCGGGUCAGAGUACGGCCUCCUAAGCCUUCUUCAGUCUCUGACGUCCGACAGUGAUUGCUUCAAGGCUGGGCUCGCAGAAUCAGCUUUACGAACAGUUGUCUCGGAUGCCGUAGCUCAAGGCGAUAACGACUUACUAGCGGCUUGUCAGAAAGUCUUGUCCGAUCAACUUUUUUCAACGUCGAAUUGGACGCCGUACAGAACCCCGCCGUCGGAUAACAUCCCCGUUGACUCCGUUUCCGAAGACCAAGCCCUCUCCAGCGGAGCAUUCGAGAGCGCCAAGUGGGCUCAGAAUGUCACUGUGUAUCUAGCACAAUCCUAUCCCGAGAACAUCAUUCUGAAUUCUCUGUCCCUGAUACUUACUAGUGUGAAAGGCUUCGCCCGGCAGGCAUUCCCAUAUAUCGUCCAUCUGGUCCUCUUGUUUGAGCGGGAGAAACAACAAUCCACUAGACGGGGUCUUUCAACCGCUCUCAAAACGUGGCUUGGGCUAGACACGCCUGCAGCGAAAGAAAACAUGAGUCUUCUAAUCAAUGCCAUCCUAUACUUAAGGACGCAAAAGUUACCGGGGGAGAAUUCUAUAGCCGACCGAGCACAGUGGCUUGAGCUCGACCUCUUGUCCGCUGCGUCAGCUGCUGCAACAUGUGCAAUGUUCAAAACAGCGCUGCUUUUCGUUGAAAUGGUGUCCGCCGACGGAUCACGAAGUUCUCGACGUUCUUCUGUUGUCCGGACCCAGGAGUCCACGGACGUCCUGUUGGACAUCUUUGAGAACAUUGAUGAUCCAGACGCGUAUUACGGUCUUGCCCAUACGUCGGAUCUUAGCAAUGUUCUAGCUCGACUUGAAUACGAAAAGAAUGGCAGUAUGAGCCUAGCCUUCCGCGGCGCGCAAUACGAUAGCCACAUCCGGAGAGGAGACCCAGCCGCCGAUUCUGAUAGCCGAUCACUGGUGGGGACACUCAGCAACCUGGGAUUGUCUGGUCUAUCACACUCUUUACUUCAAACCCAGCAGGGUGUCGACGGGUCUUCUGCAACUGUGGAAAGCACUUUCAGCACAGCGAGGCGUCUCGAGAUGUGGAAUCUCCCAGCUCCCGCAUCAACUCGAAAUCCCUCUGUCACUCUCUACAAGGCGUACCAAGCUUGGCACCAGGCCACCGAAUUGGAUACGGCGAGGAAGGCUAUUCACGCCGGGUUUAGCCAAACUAUGAGGAGCGUAGCCGCUAAGGAGCUUGGCCCUGCUCAUCUUCGCCGUCAUCUGAGUGCCCUCGCUGUUCUGACAGAGCUAAACGAUGCUAUUGAGAUUGCCGACUCUGCAGAGUUCGACAAGAUGUUAACAGUAUUCACAGACAGGUCCCGAUGGAUGAAGAGCGGGCGGUACGAAGACGUCAGCCAGAUAUUGUCUUGCAGAGAAACGACAUUGGGCGUGCUCGCACAGACUUCUCAGCGCCGGGGAAUGUCAAAGAUAAAUCCGCCAGAAGCAACACUGGCGCAAAUUAGGUCGAUGCUCGUAUCGUCCAGCGUGUAUAGGUACCAUAGAGCUACCCAGGAGUCUUUGAACAUUGCGACGUCGUUGAAAGACCUCGUAUUGCCAAGCGCGGAGCUCGGGUUGCACCUCGAUUCCGUAGCGAAAAUCGAGGCCGCCGAUUCCCUAUGGGAUCAUGGCGAGAUGAUAUCUUCUAUUCGUGUUCUCCAAAGCAUCAACGAAGACCCAAACCUCAAGAAGCAGACGAUUCCCGUCAGCAGACCCGAUCUACUCGCUAAAACGGGUUAUCAAAUCUCUGUGGCCAAACUCGAAAAGCCCGAAAGUAUUCAGAAAAACUACUUGCAACCUGCAUUAAAGGAGCUCAGAGGCAAGACGGACGGGCAGGAGGCCGGGAAAGUUUACCACCAGUUCGCCAUGUUUUGCGAUGAGCAGCUACAGAACCCAGACGGCCUCGAAGACUUUGCCCGCCUCCAGCACCUCAGGAAGGGGAAGAGCGAUGAGGUUUCCCAGCUGAGAGAACUAAUAUCUAGCACAAAGGACUCGCAGACCAAGAGCAAAUAUCAAAACUACCUCGCCAAAGCGAGGCAAUGGCUCGAGCUAGACGAGCAGGAGCUACGCCGAGUCGAACAAAGCCGAACCGAGUUUAUCAGGCUGAGUUUGGAGAAUUACCUCCUGUCGCUCGUGGCCAGUGACGAACACAACAACGAUGCCUUGCGAUUCACGGCCCUGUGGCUCGAGAGGUCCUCCGAAGACUUCACGAACGAGGCCGUCCGGAAAUACAUCGAUAAAGUGGCCACUCGGAAAUUUGCACCGUUGAUGAAUCAACUCACGUCACGCUUGCUCGAUCAGAACCACCUUUUUCAAAAGCUUCUCAUCGAACUUGUUUACCGCAUCUGCGUCGACCACCCCUAUCACGGGAUGUAUCAGAUUUGGUCGGGGACGAGGUCCCGGACGAACUCGAAAGAUGACGUGGCCGUCCUCCGGCAGAAAGCUACGGAGAAAGUCGGCAAGAGGCUGGCCCAGACCAACUCGGUCACGACGAUAUGGACCGCCAUUGAAAAGACGAGCAAGGCUUACCACAUGCUGGCCAUCGAACGGGAUUCUUCGCGCUAUAAGGCGGGGCAGAAGGUCGCCGUUAAGGAUUCCAGCGCCGGUUCAGGCCUCGCAAGCGCUCUCGCUAAAUGGCGCAUACCACCCCCCACGAUGCAAAUGGAGCUCUCGCCUAGCCUAGAUUACAGCCACAUACCGCACAUUUCCAAGCUCGAGCCCAACAUGUCUAUCGCCUCGGGCGUCAGCGCGCCCAAGAUCAUCACAGUGGUGGGUUCCAACGGGGAGCGGUUCAAGCAGCUCGUGAAAGGAGGAAACGAUGAUCUUCGCCAAGACGCGAUCAUGGAACAGGUUUUUGCUGCCGUAUCGUCCGUCUUGAAGCUUCAUCGAUCUACCCAGCAGCGCAACCUCGGGAUCCGGACGUACAAGGUCCUGCCCUUGACCUCCGCCUCUGGGCUGAUCGAAUUCGUCUCCAACACCAUCCCGCUCCACGAGUAUCUCAUGCCGGCUCACGAGCGAUACCACCCAAAGGACCUCACAGGAUCGCAAUGCAGGAAGGAGAUUUCCCAAGUGCAGGGGAAGUCUUCGGAGGCGCGCGUGACGACCUAUAAGAAAGUCACGGAUCGAUUCCAGCCCGUGAUGCGCUACUUCUUCAUGGAACACUUUGUCGAUCCGGACGAAUGGUUUGCCAAGCGUACGGCCUACACGCGAACCACGGCGGCGGUCUCGAUACUCGGCCACGUCCUCGGGCUCGGCGACCGUCACGGCCACAACAUCCUCCUCGACUCCAAAAGCGGCGAGGCGGUGCACAUCGACCUAGGCGUGGCCUUCGAGAUGGGUCGCGUGCUCCCGGUGCCGGAGCUUGUGCCGUUCCGGCUUACGCGGGACGUCGUCGACGGCAUGGGGAUCACCAAGACGGAAGGCGUGUUCAGGAGGUGCUGCGAGUUUACGCUGGACGCGCUGCGCGAGGAGACGUACUCGAUCAUGACCAUCCUGGACGUGCUGCGCUACGACCCGCUGUACUCGUGGUCCAUCAGCCCCGUGCGCAUGGCCAAGCUGCAGGACACGCGCCGGGAGGGGGAGCCGGAGGACGGGACGGACGCCGAGGUCAACCCGGCGAAGAAGAAGAAGGCGGCGACGGCGGCGUCAACCGGGCCCGUCGGCGUCGCGAACGAGCCCAGCGAGGCCGACCGCGCGCUCGAGGUCGUGCGCAAGAAGCUCAGCAAGACGCUCAGCGUGACCGCGACGGUCAACGACCUCAUCAACCAGGCGACCGACGAGAGGAACCUGGCGCUUUUGUAUUGUGGCUGGGCCGCUUAUGCCUGAGAGCGUGGAGAACCGCAACUUGAUACCCGUAUAGAUAUCGUCGUUGCGCUGAUGUGGUGUAGCGUGUACCACCGUCGUAAAAGUAUUACUAUAUAGAGGAAGGCGACGUAAGUGAAUAUUGGUGGCACUGAGGUUAAUUUGUAAAAGUAAAGCAAGGGAUAUGAAGUCGAUAUUCAAGUAUA